Molecule: messenger RNA, 1024 nt
Organism: Stomoxys calcitrans (stable fly)
Lineage: Eukaryota; Metazoa; Arthropoda; Insecta; Diptera; Muscidae
Exons: 5
Coding region: 1-1020 (339 amino acids)
Source: RefSeq, a predicted model, not a curated record
AUGGUCAUUCAUAACGAAUCUUUGCUGCUGCAGACAGACAUGGAGUUCAUGAUAUUUUUGCCCAGCAAAAACAACAACACCAACAACAAGCUCUCAUCCACUCAUACGCACACACACAUAUGUGUGGCCUCAGCCGCCCACUCGUAUGUGUUAAACACGACAACGAGGCUAUCCAAUGUGCGUGCAAAGCUGCGUAAAUGUUUGCAGAGCUUAUGGCAGCAUAGGCCAGGGCUAUGCUAUGUCUCCUUUCUCGCCUGCUACGCCAAAGGAUUUGAAUGUUGCGGCAUUUGCAAGAUCAAGCGGAAAUGUUCGGAAGAAGCAGUUGCGUUUGGUAUUUCUCCCUUGCAUGCGAGAAUCAAAUUUAUGGAGUGCAUUCUGCACAUUUCUUACCGUCUAAGUUUCAAAAAAUGGAGAACAGAUAGUUACACAAAAAUUGAAAUGGCGGCAAAUAAAGCUGAAAUUGGGAAGAGAUUAAAGUUGACACUGGGCAUAAAUGUGGACGCGGUGAAGCAAGGUAUGGGCACAACAAACGAUGGCAAUACGGCAAGAAGGUUUUUCGAAAAUCCAGCCAAAACUGCAGACGUAAUUGGAAUAAAAGAAGAGUUAAUACAUAGAUUUAAAAUUAUUUUGGCCGCAAUAAAUUGUAAUGCAGCAGUCGACACUAGCAAAUUUCAUAUAUAUUGCAUGGAUACUGCCAAGUUGUUUGUUGAUCUCUAUGGCUGGUACUACAUGCCUGUAACUGUGCAUAAGAUUCUGGUGCAUGGUAGCAAAAUUAUAGCAGAAGCUAUUCUGCCAAUAGGUAUGCUGUCCGAAGAAGCUCAGGAAGCGAGGAAUAAAGAUUAUAGAGCCUAUAGAUUACAUCAUUCGCGAAGAAUUGGACGUGUAGCCACUAAUGAAGAUGUAAUGCAUAACCUUUUAUUGUCUUCAGACCCAUUUAUAAAUAGAUUUCGCUCAAAGCUGCAAAUCAAAAAAUUGGAGUACGAUAAUGAUGUUAAAAAAUUAUUAAAAGACUAUGCUUAAUUUA